Diatraea saccharalis (sugarcane borer) is the source of this 7866-nucleotide messenger RNA. Lineage: Eukaryota; Metazoa; Arthropoda; Insecta; Lepidoptera; Crambidae. The record is from the annotation of a GenBank genome assembly.
AUGUCAGAAUACGAUCUUCAAUUUCAAGCCGAUUUGGAGAAGGCGCAGGCUUUGAGUAUGGAAAGUCUGGCUUUGGAACAGUUUCGUAGACAGAAGCAACUAUCUAGCGCAGAUAAUAUUCGCGAGGUGGGCGUCAGUUCCCGUCGUCGCGACGAGAGUGACGGACCGCCCCCCGCACUGCCCCCGCCCCCGCGGAAACCACCGCGAGGACGUGCCGCCGCCGAUAAUACCAGGUCCACAGGAGCGAGCCCGACGAGAGAUGACACCAGCGAUCUCAUAUCAUUUGCAAGUCCUACAAGUAAAUCAGCACCCAAAGAUGCCAAUGAAUCAUUAAAGGAGUAUAUCAAUCAAAUUCACAAACAGACCGAGGAGCUUGCACUUACUACGACAGACUUAAAUCCAGUUGCAAUGAAUAAUCAGAACCAACCCAACCAGACUCCUGGAUAUCCAUACGCACCAUACUACAGCUAUUAUUCUUAUAAUACGAUGACCCCUAGUCCGUAUCCUCCUGCUGCGCCAUAUGGAAUGCCAACACCUAUACCAACUCCAAUGCCAACUCCAUUGCCCACGGCAAUGCCAACCCCGAUGCCAAACUAUCCAUAUUACGCACCAACUGUUGCUACUUCUCGUGAAUCCACGCCCGUCUACAUGCCCGUAAACCCACCGAUGUAUGCGCCAACAAUGCAUUACAGUCAGACACGUAUGGCUACCCCAUCGGGUACGCCUUAUCCUAAUUACCAUUCGUCAAGCCCACAAACGCCAACAUAUAAUUUCAACACCACAAACAUGAUAUCAAGACCACCUCGACCCGCCAGCAUAUAUCCACAACUAAAUCAAAUACACACUUACCCGAUGGGAACGAAUCCAGCACCGAAACAAAAUGGGAAUAACAAUAACAUUAAUAAUAAUACCGCCGUUCCUACUCCUGUGAAGAAUGAACCAAGUAAGGAUAUCGUUGAAAGUGACAAGUCGAGGAAACUUUCGGAGGUUAGCAAUGUGUCCAACGAAUCUAACGACACUAUAGGCAGCCUGCCCAAGUCGCUGAACUUGAUCGACUUCGGCGGCAGACAACGAGGGUCAGGUAGCGUAAGAGUCAGUGUGCUUGAGGAUUUUGACCCUUUAUUAUCUGAGCAAAGUAACGCUGAAUAUGUCGUGGCCAGUGAGUGCUCCAGCAGUGUAUAUGAAGAGUACGAUCCUCUCGAUUUUCUAUACGGAGAAACGGAGAUGCGAGAUGCGCCCGUGUACGCAACAAUUAACAAGCGAGAAAGCACGAUGUUACCGUCUCCGCCGCCGAAAUCUAUACCAAGUGUGCCCGCUGUCGCCAAAAGAUCCACUACAAAUAAACUCUACGAUUGCAUAGUGAAAGUUAGAACAAGGAAUUACGAUAGUGAGCACAAAGCAUUUCUAAAUAUGGUUCUCGAUGUGAGAAAAAAGUUUGUGCAUUCAGAUCUGAAAACGAACCCAGGUCAUGUGAUAGCGGCUAGGUCAGGUGGAAAAUAUCCUCCUAACACCAGUCUGAAGAUUCUAGUCCAUCAUGCUCAUAGCGAUGAGCCAAUCACCUUCACUUCGGAUGUGGAGUCGACGGUGGAACAUGUGAUAUUAACUGUAGUAUGUUCUCUUGAAGAAGAGAUAAGAGAAGAUAUGUCGGGAUAUAUGUUGAGGGUUUGGGGUGCUAAAGAAUAUCUUACGCCUGGUAGUGCUCUCAGUGAAUACGAUUAUGUGCGCGAGUGCGUACGACUUGAGAAGGACGUCACAUUGUGCCUACAUGAGGGGAGGGAUGACGAUCUCGCUCGCACAGAAAGAGACGACGCUAGAGAUUCGCAUCUCACUUUAGACGAUCUAUUGCCUACGCAGGGAGCUACGCCUAUGUUGUCGUUUGACAACUUAUCUAUUUUAUUAGAAACGUUGGAGGGCGAGUUAUCAAGAGCGAUAGGUGUGACCGGAGCAGAAGGGAGUUGUUCUCCUAAAGCUGUGUUCCAAGCAGUGAAGGCGAUAUGUGCACUCGCCGGCGGAGUCGAAACAUUACAUGUUACGAACACGUUAAACGCAUUCGCUCAAGCUUGCACGGCACAGAGUGUCAGCAAUGCGGUAACUCCUGAAAUACAUGGCGACAACGGUCCCUACUCGUCUGUGUCGCUACGUUCGGCAACAGCGCGGGAAAAUGUCGCCCUACAAUGUGCCAGACUCAGGGAUGCAGUCAGGGCGUUACUGGCCCUCUAUACAAGAACUAGACUACUGGAUUUCCAACUCACAGAUUCACAGUACCUACUGCACAAUGCUACCUCUAUCGCACAAGCGGUACCAGCGUACACUAUUCAAGAGACAACUCUGUUUUGUAUCGAGGCGGUACACUGCUUACCGCUGUGUUGGAAUCACGACGAGUAUCUGUUCCACGCUCAAGUAUAUUACGGCACGCGUCCUCUAAAAGCACUCCAUUUAACACAGUCAUCACGGAUCGAGUGCGGGGGAUUUUAUCCUAGGAUCAUAUUUGAUACAUGGCUCAAUUUAGAAGAUGUGCCAGUGAACACGUUACCUCGAGAAGCACGUUUAGUGCUGACAUUGUACGGUAGAACUCAACGUACAGUAGACGGGCCGCAUCAAAACGAUGCUAAUCAAACGAACAGCUCUGAUCAAGAGGAGAACACAGAUGUACAGUUUGAGCAAGUGGAGCUAGGAUGGGCGGCUCUACAGCUGUUCGAUUACGAUGGUAUCCUAGCAUCUGGCACGUACGUGUUGCCGCUGUGGCCGGCGGGGUGUGACCGCCGCAUUGGACCCGCGCCACAUCUCAUGAACGCGCCGCCGCAACCACACCCCGUUGUUAAUAUCGAGAUACCUUUAUAUGCACACAAUGGUGUAAAAUGGACAAACGGCGAAGAAGGCAAAGAGAAAACGCUCUCACAUGCGGACCUGCCCGCGUUCGACUCAUUGGAUGGUCACACUCAAUCACAACUGCUGCAUCUGAUAGAACAAGGGGCUUAUCAGAGGAUGCCUACUGAAGGUAGAGAGAUAUUAUGGGAGAAGCGUCAGUACUUGGUGGAGCUUCCGGGAGCUUUGCCCCUGGUGUUAUUGGCUGCUACCAACUGGUACGGUGACCAUCGCGCGCAGCUCGUAGCGUUACUGCACUUGUGGUGCAAACCAUCGCCGCUCAACGCCACCCAUCUGCUGUUGCCCUGUUUCCCGGAUGCAGCAGUGCGGCAGAUAGCAGCAAAUCUCAUCGAUCAGAUGUCAGACGACGAUCUGUGCCGCGUGCUGCCGCAACUGGCACAAGCGUUGCGACACGAAACCUAUGAGUGCAGUCCGUUGGCCGAGUUAUUACUAUCGCGUGCACUCGCUGCGCCCGCCGUCGCUCACAGAUUGUUCUGGCUACUAGUACACUCGCUUCCUAAUGUUCCUCAGGCCCCUAACGAGGAGUUCCUGGGGAUCAGUUUAGAGGAAAGUCCCGGCGAGCCUCAGGACGUGACUGACGGGUGCGUGACGGGAGCAUGGCGGUGCCGAUUGUUGCUCAGAGCUUUACUAGCGAUUGUUGGACAGAAUUUACAUAGGACACUCAUACGGCAGCAGCUACUUGUCAAGACAUUGUCGGAGGUGGCGCUGUCCGUGAAAUGCGCCAAGGACGGUCUCCGGCAGCGCGCGCUCGUGUCGGGCGGCGCCCGCGUGUCCGCGUUACUGCGCGCCGAGCGCACCGCCCUCCCGCUCGCACUGAGGGCGCACGUGCACGACGUGGACGUCAAGUCGUGCUCAUAUUUCUCGUCAAACACGCUCCCCCUUAAAAUCAACUUCAUCGGUGUGGAUAACGCUGUAAUUCCUGCUAUGUUCAAGGUCGGCGAUGAUUUGAGACAAGACGCCUUAGUGCUACAAGUGAUCAAAAUAAUGGAUAGCUUAUGGCUAAAGGCCGGUUUAGACCUGCGUAUGGUCACCUUCGAGGCUUUACCCACUAGCAGUAAGCGAGGAAUGAUAGAGAUAGUGUCUGAAGCGGAAACGCUUCGCGCUAUACAGACUGAAUGGGGAUUGACCGGAUCGUUUAAAGAUAAACCUAUAGCGGAAUGGUUGGCCAAACACAAUCCUUCCGAACUGGAAUACCAACGCGCUAGAGACAACUUUACAGCGUCAUGCGCCGGAUACAGCGUUGCGACUUAUUUGCUCGGUAUCUGUGACCGGCACAACGAUAACAUCAUGUUGAAGACAUCCGGCCACCUGUUUCACAUCGACUUCGGCAAAUUCCUCGGUGAUGCACAGAUGUUCGGCAACUUCAAGAGGGACCGUGCUCCGUUUGUGCUAACCCACGAUAUGGUAUACGUGAUCAACGGCGGCGAAAGGCCCACGCAGCGGUUCCAGCACUUCGUGGAGUUGUGCUGUAUGGCGUUCAAUAUCGUACGGGCUCAUCACGACCAUAUCCUCGAUCUGUUCGCAUUGAUGGCAAUGUCGGGAGUAUCGGGUGUGACCAGUGCGGCCGUGAACUACGUCCGUAGCGCGCUGUUACCGGCCGCUACUAACGCAGAGGCGGCCGCGGCUUUCGCGAGACUCAUACACUCCUCGCUCAAGAGCAAAUUCACGCCUAUCAACUUCUUCUUACACAACUUAGCACAAUUGAGAGCAAGCGGUGACCAAAGCAGCAGCACUUCAGAACUACUGUCCUUCAUGCCGAGGACUUACACCAUGGGCCAGGAAGGACGACUAGUAAGCGUGGAAUGUCUCGGCUACGAGAAGCGCUACGACCCGGAGAAGCACUACGUAUACGCGUUACGGAUUUAUCGUCAGGGGCAGACUACGCCUUCUGUACUGUACCGCUCGUAUAAGCACUUUACAGAGCUCUAUCAGAAGAUAUGCCUUCAUUUUCCGCUAGCUAAAGUCCACAGGUAAGAUUUCAAAGAUAUAAAAUAGAAAUACACCAGUAAUAAAGUCGAAGAAAGAUCAGAUGCUCGCUCAUAGGAUAUUAAAAGAAGUAUGAAACGGAGUGAAAAGAAAACACUGUCAAUCAAGUUUUGGAAAUAAAAACUUUCACAUAAUUUUAUAUAUAAUAUUUAUGUGCAUACACAGAGUGACUUAUGAAAAACUAGUGUUCAAAACGUUUAUAUGCCACUGUAUGCAUAUUUGAGAUCGCUUAGAAUAUUAUAGAAUUAUACAUUGUUUAGGUAAAAGGAUCGAGUCCAAGUUUGACCUAAAAAUUCUUAAUUUUUUAUUUAUUUUAUACCGGAUGAGUAGCUCGGUGGCGUAGUGGAUAAGCGCCGCGACACGCGAUCGUUGUCGUUUAGCAACUUUGGCAAGGGUCGGUCACGGGAUGGGUGACCAAAAAAAUAUUAUCUCGAGCUACUUCGUGCUUCAGAAGGCACGUUAAGCCGUUGGUCCCGGCUGCAUUUGUAGUCGUUAAUUGAUUGGGCCAGCGUGGAGGGUCAUGCUCCUUAACCAUCCAUAAGGAAGGCCUGAGCCCCUGCAGUGGAGCCGAUGAUGAUGAUGAUGAUGAUAUACCGGAUAAUAAAGUCUGAAAAUGAAGCUGGAAUGAAUAUUGCGAGUGAUAAUUGCUAUUAAAAAGGUCUAUGAAAACAACAACAAUGCGAUUCGGACCGUACAAUGACGGCUUUGUUGCGUUUUGUUUCAUCUACUACGUAUAAAUAUUCUUAAGUGGUAAGGCUAAAAACACAUCAACAAUUACAUUAAAAUUUAUUUCGACACUCAUGAGUCAAGAUAUAAAAAGCUUUGAUUUAAUACAUUAGUUUUUAAAGUAUCUCGAAUUUUGACAGCUGCUUCCCUAACUUAAAAAAAUAUAUUUACAAAUUUCUCAUUUCUCCAGCCUUCAGAUGACAUUAUGCGAAAACUAAUUGAAAUUAUCACGAGCGGUCGUUCUUAAAAUAAACAUGUGACAGGUCAAUCAUUGUAUAGGAAGUGGGCAUGGUUCUUUUAUGUUACUUAUAAAAACUAUAUUUGCAUAGUCGUUUUUUGUGCAAAUAUUAAUGUACAGUCUCCUUCAGAAAAAACAUAUUUAGUCAAACCUUUCAUAAAAAUCAUUAUAGAAAACUACUGACAGAUUUUUGCUAUUUUUCCCCAUUAAGAUUUAUACAGUUGAUAUUGGUGUCUUAUCUAAUCCAAUAAAUUAACGAAACAUAACUAUUUUAACAUAUUUUUUUAUUUCUACAUAAAUACGAUAACAUUUUCUUAUCACUAUAACAACAUUAUUAAUAAUUUAUCGUUCACUAUCCAGGACUAAUCUCACUGAAUUCUUUAAUGGAAUUAAUAUCACUGCACACAAUUCAUGAAGCACUUGUGCUAAACGAAAAAUAAUUGUUAUGCUUCACUGUUAUUAUCGUUUCCAAGUUUGUAUUGAAGAUCCAUGACCAUGUUCUUUUUCGGACCUUUCAUUAUCGGCUGUCCCGUUGUCGGCUUGGACAUUUGUUGUCUAUGCUGAGAUAUCAGGUCCCAACUGUUGGUAGGUUCCGGUAUAGGUUUGCUGAAAGUCACGUUGCUUCCGCUACUGUUAGACUCCACUAACGUGGUAACCUCCGAGUAGGGAGGUGGUCCGCUGCUGCGACUUAUUGAGCUUUGUAAAGUGUUAGUUGAAUACGGUUCUCGAUUUGUGGAUUGAACGUCACGUGAGUAAGGUUGGGUCGGUGUAUUCCUAGAAGCUUGGUUAGGUAGUAAAUUCACUGUUUGCUCUCUGCUUCCUGUAUUUGAUGUCGUGUUCGCCGAGUUCGAUGUCGUAUUCGUUAAGGAUGACGUUGUAUUCGCUAAAGGAUUAGCAGUUUGGGGUUGCGGCGCUUGACGCUUCUUCUGAAGUUUCGCUUGUUCCCGCGCCGCUUCCUUCUCCCUCUUCUUCCUCAAUUUCUCUUGUUUUUCUUGCUCUUUCGCAGCGAUCUUCUCGUUGGCUUUCUGUGCGGCCAGUCUUUUCUUUUCCAAUUUGAUCUGUUCCUUGUUAUCUAUUUUCGUUCUCUCGUCAGUUCUAGUGUUUCUGUUGGCGUUUACAGCUGGACCUCCUCGUGGGUCGUAUGACACAUUGUUUACGCUUUUGUGCAGUUGAUCGGGUAAUUUAUUUUGGUGGGUGAGGUCACUGGUGCUUUUUGUUGGUCGCAAUGCAGAAUUAGACUGAAUUUCCGUAGGGAAUUCGAAUGUUGAUGUUGUUACAUUAUGAGGUUUUGACAGUCUUCCGUUAUCUGAAAUAUUCAAAGAAUCUAUGAAUGGAUGAUAAAUAUAGCGCAUAGUGAGAUGACACUGUUACAAUUCGAAAUUAAGGGACUCUGAAUGUAGUUUUUAAAUUUAAGGUACUUAACUUGAUUUUCGUAAAUUUUUUAUCGUGACACUUUCACUAUAUGCAAUGGUAGUGUUCUAACUCACCGAAAAACUCAUCUCUGUUAAUCCUGUACGCCCCAGCUAGAGAUUCGUUAUCACUUUCCUUUUUCUUAUUUCGAGCAUGGAAAUUUAUAUGAGCCUUAAAACCGCCGAACUUAAGCAUCAGUAUGAGGCACGACACACACGCAAAAAUAGCUAUAGAUCCAACAUAGUUCACUGGGUGAUUUACUGAAAAAACACGUAAAUCUUAGUAUUUUAUUAUUUUCUGUAUAUUUGCGUAAUUAAAGGGUGACCUGCUUGUACUUACAUUCUGUCGGAGUCCUUAAUAUAGCCAUCGUUUUUAUUCACAGUAGGAAUGUAAAUAAAUAUAUUUAUUCGUGGUGAUCAUAGUGUGUUUGUACAUUAAUGUUUGAAUCGAUACUUGAUUCGUCAGAUUAGAUAAGUGAUAAUGAGUACUUAGUAAAGUUGUUUUAAUGCGUCGUCGCCCUUAUCUCUUGCCAACGAAAAUGACUCAAUUAAUCGAAGAAACAAUGGAUUUGUUUAAUCAUUUAAUAAUUUUAUCUGCGAUAACAUACAAUUGUCUCAUUU